CUCACUCACACACACACACACACGCCCGCGCGCUGUCACACACAUUUAUCUCCCUUUUCUGCGCGUGAAGCGGGAUCUCCUGCGCAAAACGCGCUUCCCAUGCCAGCUAUGCAAACACCUCCAAGCCAGUGAGAGAAGGAGAUUUUCAUCAGAACGGUCACCUGCAUGAUGGACUGACCCCUGUUCUUUUGGUCGUGUAUAUCCCCUUUCCACUGUGGUGCGUGUGCGACUGAGUGUGUGAGUGACGUGUGCUCCAUGGUGACCCAUGGGCCGCUCUCCCAUCAGCCUGUCCACACUGAAGCUGGGGAGGUUAAAGGUUAUCCGUAGGCAGCUGCUUCAGCGCUACGAGCACCAGCCCUUCGUCUCCUGUCUGGCUGGACUCUAUGGCUGCCAAUGGAGGCGCUAUCAGAGGGCCAGAGCCCAACCUGGGGAGUGCUGCUGUAGUAGGUUGGAGUGUGCUAGUUUUAUCCUCCUCAUCAUCACCUUUUUCCUGACACUGGUGUUCCUGUAUUUCUGGAGCGAGGCUCAGAAUGACUACGAUGACUUUGAUUGGUUUAACUUUGGGAAUAUGGGCUUCUGGUUCCCCUGGUCAGUGGUGCUGCUGGUGGUGGCUGCGGCACUUUUCACCUACAUCGCCCUCCUGCUGGUCUUAGCAGUGUGUCUUCUCUCUGAGGGACAGAGACUUUAUCUGCACUGGAGCCACAAAAUUGGUAUCCUGGUGACCCUGGCCUUCUCCGUCAGUGCCACAGCUGUGCUCUCGGAUCUGUGGAGCAAAGAGUGGCAGACCCUCCUCCUGUCCUUUCAGGUCACAGCACCUUUUCUGCAUGUGGGUGGAGUCUCACUCAUGGCUCUCCUGUCCUGGCCAAUAGCCUUACACUUCUUUCGAAUGAAUAAGAAAGUGAGGCAGGUGGCCAUCAUGGGCUCGUACCUAGCUGUUCUCUUUGCCUUGUACCUGGUUCCUCUGGGCAUGUAUUCCCCCUGCAUUAAAGAGGAGGGCACGCUGGGCCCAGCACCCAUCCUCAUCGGGCACAGAGGCGCUCCCAUGCUCGCACCAGAGAACACACAGCUGUCCUUCCAGAAAGCUGUGGAGGCUGGAGGAGAGGGACUAGAGACUGAUGUCACUAUUAGCUACGACGGCGUCCCCUUCCUCAUGCACGACAGCACACUGAGGAGAACCACCGAUGUACGCAAAGUGUUUCCAAACCGGACAAACACUCCAGCUGCCAUGUUCACCUGGGCCGAGCUGGAGAUGCUCAAUGCUGGAGACUGGUUCCUGAAGAGGGAUCCGUUUGGAACAGCCUCAUCUUUGGACCCAGAUGCUCGAGCCCAGGUGGAGAACCAGACUGUGCCCACACUGAAAGAGUUUUUGGACUUAGCUGCACAGCACAGGAGUUUGGUGAUCUUUGACCUCCGUCGGCCACCUCCAGGUCACCCGUACCGGAACACAUGGAUCACUCGAACUCUGGAGGUCAUCCAUAACGAAUCCUUCAUCAACUCUAGCCAGGUACUGUGGCUUCCAGCAGAUCAGAGGGACCUGGUGCAGGAGCUUGACCCGGAGCUGCAGCAGACUUCCGGGAGCCGAGCGUCCAUCGAGGAGCUGCAGGAGAACAACAUCGUACGCCUCAACCUGCACUACAGCUCUAUGUCCCAGGAACAGAUCAGUAAAUAUGCCUCCGUGAACAUCAGCACUAACCUGUAUGUGAUCAGUCAGCCGUGGUUGUUCUCUCUGGCCUGGUGUGCUGGAGCUCAUUCAGUCACCACCAACGCACCGCACCUCCUCAAGAUCCUCCACAAGCCAAUCUUCCUCAUGACCCCACACGAGUACAGUCUGAUGUGGAUUCUAACAGACAUCGUGUCUGCCAUCCUCAUCACAGCUGUUUUCAUAUUCCACUGGUGGCGAGAACGAGGCUUGCCGUUCUGGUCAGACAGCAAGCAAGUGCACGAGAAUGGAGUGUACAGCAAAUUUAGGACAGAUUCCCCUGAAGUUCACUGUAUUCGCUGGAACCCUCUCUUCUCUGAAGAUUCACCGUGGAGCGUGUUCUCAGUGGCUCAGGAACUUGCCCCUCCCUUGCAUGCUCCCUUGUAAUGGUGUGACCCUCUCCUGUCCUCUGAAUAACCCCACUUUGGUUUUUCUCUCCACCCUCCUUCACGCGUCCUGGGCAGAAAUGAGUGACGUCUGGUCCAUCUCCAGCCUCAGUGUACGAGGGGAGGGACGGAGCGGGCCAACCACACCACACCUGCCCACCAUCACGGAAGAGCCGCAGGUCUGAGAGAAACGAGCCACGAAAGAAAAGACUGUUUCUGCGUUCCGACUCCAUAAAGCCAUCCGUCCUUCCUCCCAUCCAUCACUGAAGCCUGUGAGCUAUUAUUGCCAGAACAUUUUCUUUUGAGAUUCAGACUGAGAUUUGAACCACUACUUCAUAGAGAACCAGCCGCGUACGAAGCAACCAGCAUCUUCUCACUAAAACACGACCAAAAAGCGCCAGCAUUCAUGAAAUAUUUACCAUAUACUCCUUUUUUUUUUAAUUAUUAUUAUUAUUUCUGAAGUUUAUGAUCAGUGCCAUUAUGAACUCCUCUGGAAACUCUUCAUAUUUGAGAAGAAAAGCUCUCUUAGUCUUCAUCCAGUCAUCAGCAGAUGGAAAAGAAAAACUUACUGCACUUUGUGUGAUAUAUGGAUAAACGUAAAAGCAUAUAGGUAUAAAACGUUUUUGCUACAUUAGAAGUGUAAUGCUAAUGUAUUAUAGCUUUACGAUGAAUGUAUCUUCAAUUAUCAAGCUGAAUAUGAGCAUGACUGCAAAAACACACCACUGAGCUUCUGUUGCUUCUGCAGCAAUAUCCAAGUGGCCAUAAAUAAAAUUACGAACCAAUAUCUGUAUUUAAUCAACGUUCAGUAGUCCGAACCUAGUGACUGUCAGUCAGGCAACACUGGAGUGGCAGAUUAAACCUUCCAGACUUUUCUAAAGCAUUCAGAGACAAUCUGCACUAACAGUUACAGACUCUGGCUGUAUUCACAAGGAUAUUUUGGUAAGACACACAAAUACAAGCCUCUGUAAUGUCGUAAACAAUGUUUGUAGGUGGUUUUGUUCCUCGGUAGAAACUCCUUCAAACAUAGAGGCUUAAAAAUGUAAAUUCCCCUGCAUACCAUAUCCAUAAAAGCUUGCUUAACCUUUUCACCAUUACCCUGUUCCAUAUUGACUUAGCAGAUACUUUAAUCAGUAUAAAGAAAUGAAUUAUUUUAAGUCUGAUAUAAAACUAGACAGGAAUCUGUUGGCUUUCAGUGUGAGGUUUCUCUGUGGCUAGCUAAAACAUUAUGAAAUAUUAUGGAAAUUCUUCAAGCCUUGAGUAUUUACUUUCUUCUGAGCCAUUAAGCACAGAAGUGGAGUGUGACACCAGAAAGAAAUUCAAUGCUGAACAUGGGCACAUCAAAACAGGCAGAAAUUUCAUUGGUAAAAAGAGUUCAAAGCUUUACAGCAUCUAUGGAAAUUUCUAGAGUCUUGGACAGAUGGUCAUCAUUUAGUAGUGUAUUGGAACAAUAUCAGAAUACCACUUUCCUUAAUUUUCCCUACUCCAAAAAGUUUAUACUUUGAGGUGAAAGUGCUUGGUUAUACCAGGGGUUGUUAAAGGAGGGUAUAUAUUUUUUGCUGGCAUGCUGGUUUGGCUCCAUUUGUCUGCUUGGAGCGAAGAGUCACUGCUAAUCGAUACCGACUCAUCCUGACUGAUCACCUUUAUCCUAUGAUAAAACUUAAUGGGAGUGGUCUCUUUCAGGAUGACUCCGCCCCCAUCAACAGGACACAAGGGCUCACUGAAUCAUUAGACCAGUAUGAAAUGAUUAAUGUUGUGUAUCGCCGUCGUUCUCAAAACUUUCAGUUCAGGUUUGAAAACUGGCCAGUUGAAGAUUAGGAAAAAGAUCAGGAGACAUUUAUUCAGUGUACAACAGUCUAUUUUCAGUGAGUCUGUGCCCAAUGUCGCCUCGGAUUCCCUGCCUCUGGCUGGCAGAAGGGGGAUCUAAUGUGUUUUUUUGCUGUUGUAGCCCAUUGACAUGCUUUUCAGCUCACCACGAUUGUAAAGAGUGGUUAUUUGAGUUACUGCAGCCUUCUUGUCAGCUCUUUACUUGCCUGCUUGUCUAGCGCAUAAAUUUCUCAUUUGUCCACACCGAAUUUAUAGACCUUUAAAUAUACCAAAAAAAUUAUUUACUUUUUCCUGCCUGAAAAUUUCUUAGAAAAACAUUAAGUUUCUUAAAUGAUUGACAUUUACUGAUUUUUCUUUAAAGUCAAUUUCUAGUGAGCCAGUAAACAAAUCUCACACGACAUAACACCCGGAUAUACAUUAUUUAUUAAAUGCAUACAAUAUAAUUACAAAUAUAAUAGCCAACAAGGAACAAUGUGCAGAUCGGGCUCUGCCAUUCAGGACGAUACUCGACGACUCGAGUCACUCAUUGUGCAAGGAGGCUGUGAUGUUACACACAUAAUACAAAGUCAUCUCGCAUGCUUCAUUUAAAAUUGCAGUUAAAUUAUAUGCUUUUGUUCCCACAGAGCUGCUGCCCUCCGUUGUUUUUUCUUUGUACGCGGAGAUUGUUGUGUGUGGGGAAAAUCGAAGGCGAUCAGCAGUUUGGUGCUUGUUGUGUAACAUAUUCUUAGCAAAAAGUCCUUGUGAAUGCAGCCUCAUACAAGACAAUCUGUAUUUACAGGAGCAUUUAGAGAAAGAUGAAUACAUUCUGUCUUGCAGACUGUGCGAUUAUGGGAUGCUAGUGAUCCGGAGGUCCGAAACAAAACAAACCACUGCAAAUCAUCGCGUAAU
Molecule: messenger RNA, 4797 nt
Organism: Hemibagrus wyckioides
Lineage: Eukaryota; Metazoa; Chordata; Actinopteri; Siluriformes; Bagridae
Gene: gdpd4a
Product: glycerophosphodiester phosphodiesterase domain containing 4a
Exons: 16
Coding region: 266-2086 (606 amino acids)
Biological process (GO): lipid metabolic process
Cellular component (GO): membrane
Molecular function (GO): glycerophosphodiester phosphodiesterase activity
Source: RefSeq, a predicted model, not a curated record